Molecule: messenger RNA, 4984 nt
Organism: Drosophila subpulchrella
Lineage: Eukaryota; Metazoa; Arthropoda; Insecta; Diptera; Drosophilidae
Gene: nrv3
Product: sodium/potassium-transporting ATPase subunit beta-2
Exons: 9
Coding region: 513-1454 (313 amino acids)
Biological process (GO): intracellular sodium ion homeostasis; potassium ion import across plasma membrane; intracellular potassium ion homeostasis
Cellular component (GO): sodium:potassium-exchanging ATPase complex
Molecular function (GO): ATPase activator activity
Source: RefSeq, a predicted model, not a curated record
UGGCGUUUUAACUGUGGACGGUUGCUACUCGCAUUCGCUGGCGGAUUAACGGCACAUAGAUAUACAUAUAUGCAUCUGCAUAUAUACCAUAUUAUCUGGAGCUAUUAUGUACAAGUCUGCGUAGAGGGGGAGCGUUUGAAGGCGAAAGAAAAUCCAUUCUUAACCAUACAAAUUUAGCGCAAAAUUCUUAACAAAAUACUGUUACAAACAUUCAACAAAAAAAAAACCAAAAAAAUGAUGUACCAAAGCAGUUGAUUAAGAAAAACUCACCCAAAAUAAUAAAACCAAAAUUAACACCAAAAACAUAUAUAAAUAAAAAUAUAUAUAUAAUUCAUUAAUAUUCAAUAAGCGUUAUAAACUUAAACUUAAACCCUAAGCUACAAAGAACUACACGUAACAAAUAGUUUAACGAGAACUCGCUUGAUAGACAAGACACCCCCAACAACCCGAGUGACAAGACGAAUAAGUAAUUCAAGUGAAAUCAACAGCGCCAAGAAAACAAAAGCUUAAAAAUGGCCGAUAAAAAAAUUGGUGAAUACUAUGCACCGCCGGUAAAAAUGGGCAAGUGGGAGGGUUUCAAAAAAUUCCUAUGGAACAGUGAAACUAGCCAAUGCCUUGGACGCACCGGUUCCAGUUGGGCGAAAAUUCUUCUAUUCUACAUAAUAUUUUAUGCGGCGUUAACUGGAUUCUUUGCUGCCAUUUUUACGGUAUUUUACCAAACGUUGGACAAUGAGAAGCCCAAAUGGAUGCUUGACAACGGUAUUAUUGGAUCCAACCCAGGUCUUGGUUUCCGACCAAUGCCCCCAGAGGCGAAUGUUGAGAGCACAUUAGUCUGGUACGAGGCAUCCAAGAAGGAUAAUUAUAAUUACUGGGUUGAGGAGACUUCCCGUUUCCUGAAAUAUCACACUUACGAGGAGCUCGAGAAGACUAAUCAAGUUAACUGCAGCUUCGAAAAUCCCCCACAAGAUGACAAAGUCUGCGGCAUUGACGUCGCAAGCUUCGCCCCAUGUACAGUUGAGAAGAGCUUCGGCUAUCCUGUGGCCAGGCCAUGUAUAUUCCUAAAGUUAAAUAAGAUUUACAAUUGGGUACCAGAAAUUUACAACGAUUCAAAGACCUUGCCAGACCAUAUGCCCGAUGAACUGAAACAGCACAUCAAGGAAAAGCAAAGCCUGCGUCCCAAUGAAACAAAUGUGGUCUGGGUCUCGUGCGAGGGUGAGAAUCCUGCCGAUGUUGAGAACAUUAAAGCCCGUGACUACUACCCACGCAUGGGAUUCCCUCGUUACUACUUCCCGUUCAAAAAUAUUCAUGGAUACAUACCGCCCAUUGUCGCUGUUCAAUUUACCGUUGAAACCGGCGUUUUGAUCAACAUUGAGUGUAAAGCUUGGGCCCGCAACAUCAACCACGACCGUUCGGACAGAAGAGGAUCCGUUCACUUCGAGUUGAUGGUCGAUUAAGAGAUGCGUUAAGGAAAGUACAUCGGUCAUGAGGGAUCGUCAGUAUCAAGGAAACGGCCAUCGAAGAAUAAAAGAGAAAUUGAAUUAAAAGAACCGAAAAGAAAUGAAAGAAGUAUAGAAAAACCAGCAACAAAACCCACACACAAAACCGAAACAAGAAAAAUGUAGCAGUGCAUAAACAACUAGUUAAUGCAAUAAAAACAUGCGAGAUACAGCAGCAACCAAAGACAAAAUUAAAAAAUGAAGCUACAAGAAAAUGAAAAACUUAAAGAUUACAAAAAAUCUAGCCCUAUAAAGCAAAAUAAAAAAAGCUAAACAAAAUAAAAAACCUACCCAACGCUAAUUAAAGAACACCCCCACACAGAAUCACACAAAAAACCUUUAUUUUUUAGGACAGUUUUAUUUAGUUCAUAAUUUAGGCAGCAAAUAAAAAUUAUCAGUAAUAAACUUUUAAACAAAACCAAAAAUAAAUAAUUUUCUUAAGAAAUUCUUAUCGGUUUGUUAGUGUCAUUUUUGGAACAGGAACCACAAGAAACAUAUAAACGACAAACAGCGCAGCGAAGAAACCUUUAAAAUGCAAAACAUCAAUUGUACUUAAAUGAUAACCGAAUGACUUGAACAUUUAAAAAUUAUUUAUAAAUAACAAUUUUUGUGUAUAUAUAUAUAUGUAUAUUUUUUAAUAUAUUUUAACAAAAUAUAUAUAUAUAUAUAAAUACAAAUUGUACAAUUGGGGGACAUAUAAACAAAUAUAUAUAUAUGUUUAUAUAUAUAUCUUUAUACCCACACUUCUCUAGCCCCUCCUCGUCAGCACCCAUAACAAAAAGCAUUAUAUAUUGCUUAGGAUUCCGAAAUAUAAUUUUGUUAAAUUUGUUUUAAGUAAGCAGAACGCAGCAUUUUUACGCAUGAAAAAAGAAAUGACAUUACAAAGGCAUAACACUCAAUUGUUUGAAUACUACAUUUAUAAAGAAAGAACAACUUAAAUUGCAGAUUCUUUAAUAAAAAAGUAAGCAAGAUCUGCAAAUGACAAACUAAGGCGCGGCGAUCUUAAUAAAAAGGCAUAAUUGAAGAAAAUCUGAAAAGCAAACCAAGACAUAUUUCAAAUUAAUACUCUUCACUUAUUAUUGAGAACCCCAAAUCCAAGAUCAUUAUUGGGUGAAUCGCAUGAAAGAAUCUAAUUUCAAGAAAUAUAAAUGAAGCAAACAGAAUAAAUAGCUGAAAUAAGAGUAAUGAGGUUACUGGUUACAAUAAAGAUGAAGAACAUAUAAAAUAAAAAUAUAUUAUGUAUACAACACCACAAGAAUAAUAUAAAUAAAUCCAAGUUGUUUUAACUACAUAAAAAAGUCCGUUUCCAUCUCAUAUAAUUUACAGCGAAUCCCAUAAUAAGAAAUACCAUAGUGCAGUCCCUCCCUCUUUUUCGAACAGAAAGUCCCAUUUAAUUAAUUUGAACCAUAUUAAUUUUUUUUGUUUACUCACAGACAAGCCGAUGACCAGACUCGGAAUAUGAUAUAAAUAUAAAUAUAAAUAUUUGAGCCUCAACUAUCUUAAAACAAAGCUGUCUAUUUUCCCAAAAAAAUACUCGAAAAAAAAGCUCGCAGCCGGCAUAACAAAAGCUUAAUAAUUAUCCCUUUUUCCAUCCACUUUAACUAGUGUAAUUUUUAAGAGUAAUGUAAGGUGAUGAGCCUAUUAAAAUGCUAAAAAGUUUUGCCAAAAAGCAAGAACAAAAUGCAGAAAAUAAAUAACAAAAUUGAAUUUGAAUGGAAAAUUAAAUAAACAAAUAAAUGUAUUAUGAGAGAAUACAUACUUUCAUAAAAUGAACUUUAACCGAAAUAUUAAAAGGACUCUGUUUGGACCAGAGAUGGGAAAAACUAAAACCUUGUCCAUUUUCAUUACAAAUUUGGUACACACACGCCUACAUUUUUAAAAAGUUCUAUCUGGCCUCAAUAAGUGAAUUUAGUUUCAACCAUUUUAAGUUAUCAAGGGAAUACUUCUGAAGAAAAUUCUUAAGAAUUCAAAGGCACGCAGAAUUCUGAGAAAAUAAAAUAAAAUAAUUGUUUUCUAAAAUCUUUGCUAGUGCAUGUUUUCCUAAGACUAAGCUUAACAAAUUAUAAAAUGAAAGUAAUUAGUUAAGUAGUAUAAUGAAAUUACAGCAAAAAUUGUCGUCAUUGGACAAAACAAAUACCUGUUGGGAGAUCAUUUGAAAGAACUUAUUCGUUAAUGUCCAGGUAACCGCCGGCAGAGUUAAAAUUGAAUUGAGCUAACCAUCUAAACUUAAAUGUUUAUUUUUCAUCUCAAGUUUUUCACGCACAAAAUUAGACUUGAAGAAGACGUUUUAUUUAGUUUUGUCCCGGCAAAGUGUGUUCCCCGUAAACCGCCGAUAAAUAUUAAUAGGUUAUCUAGGGUAAAGAGAUCUUGUAAACAAAACGAAUAAAUAUUUUCCAUAACAAAAUAUAUAAUAAACACAUAAAAGAAGAAAACUGCCAAGUAAAUGUUUGAACCCUAUAGCUUACAAAAAUUCAAUUAAAAGUUAAUUCUCUUCAGUCUCAGAUUGGUCUCGCCUGUCAGCGGUUGCCAUUUACUCCGAAAAAAAUAAGAUUACUUUAAAGACUUUCCAUUCUUCACUAGCGGCAACUACUAGCACACAAUUUAAAUAAAUUAUAUUUAACAAGCAUAUAUAUAAACUGCCAUUUUUUAUGUAUGUAAAAUAAAACGUAAAGAAAUAUAAAAAACCAUUAAAAUUGACAUUUUUGUAUGUAAACCGACAACCAAACCUUGACACAAACGCAAGGCAACAACAAUUAAUGUUCAAAAAAUUUCAAAACGGUUUUUCAAUAAUUGUUUAAAGGACUUUACAUAAUCACAUAUUUAUAUGUCCAAUAAUCUUAUUGAACUUCGCUACGAAAAAUAGCAAAUCAGGCCGCCGCCACCACUUCAGCAAAAAGAAUUCCUUAACAUGCAAGUUUUUUAAGAUCUCCCACAGAAAAAGUGAGAAACACUGCGGCGUGUUUAAAAAAAAACCAAAAGAUGCAAGGCAAAAAGACAAAUAUGAAAAUGAUUUAAAGAAAAUUUGUUGACUUUUCUUUUAUUUGCAAUUGGUAUAAAUACUUACAAGAUAAACGAAACAUUAUGGGAAAAAUAGCGGCAUUAGAAAAAUAAAAUGAACUAGAAAAAUAAAAAGAAACUGUAUUAAAAUUAAGCUACAUAGGUCUAAGCAUAUAUAUACAUAUAAAUAUAUGCAAAUGUUAUAUACAUAAAUGGUAAACAAAAUGAAGAAACAAUGGAAAAUUACAAUUAAGUAUGCAUACAUUUAUGGUUUUUGAUUUACAACAAACACAAUAGAAUAAAAUAAAUAAUUUAACAAAAUCCCAUACACGAAAAAUUAGCAGAAGCUUAAUUAAUUUAGUUUACGAAGAAAACAAAAAAAAAGGAAAGCUCUAAUUCAUAGUAGUUACUAAAUAUGUAUACUAAAACAACAAUAACAUGUUUUAGUUGAAAAGAUCAUAAAUCUGAAAGGAAGUUAUUCGAUAAAGAAA